Molecule: messenger RNA, 2530 nt
Organism: Colletotrichum scovillei
Lineage: Eukaryota; Fungi; Ascomycota; Sordariomycetes; Glomerellales; Glomerellaceae
Product: Ras family protein
Exons: 5
Coding region: 723-1310 (195 amino acids)
Biological process (GO): small GTPase-mediated signal transduction
Molecular function (GO): GTP binding; GTPase activity
Source: RefSeq, a predicted model, not a curated record
AUGACACUGGGCGAGAAACAAAAGUCAACAAAGUCACUGCCAGAAAAACAAAGCCUAGACCAUCCCGUCCUGUCCUGCAUCUGCCUGCACCUGCACCUCCCUACGAGGUACCUUACCCUGCCUAAAGGCUAAGGUACCUGGGCCGGUACGGAGACCUCGUUUCCCCCUAGUCGCCUUUUUUUACGCAGUCAACUAGGCCUGCCUGCGCCUGCGCCUGCGCCUGCACCCUGUCCACUGGCCUGUCCUCCACCCAAAUCUUUGUCUCCCUUUCCCCCCAUUUUCCCACUGCAGCUGCCAGUGCCAGGUCUUCCCGCUCGCUCUCGCUGGCCUGGCUCCCUUCUCUUUUUUCUCACACCUUCCUUCCCGCCUCCUCUGACACCACUUGUCUACGAAGUACCUUACCACCCGUCCACCACCCAGGACCACCACCACGCACCACGCACCACACACCACGCCCCCCAACACAAAUCUGCCCUGCUGUUCCAUUGCUUGCACCCGCGUCGUCGUCAAGUGAACUCCACCCGUAAGGUACUACUGUGACCUUACCUUACUUCUACCCAUCCCAUUCUCUUCCACCUUCAGAUUCCCCCUUCCGACGCAGCUCUUCCUUCUCCAUCUUCCUCGUCUCCGCCAACAAGCUCAACCUCCUCACAACCGACCGCAACUCAAUCCGAUCUUCAUCGCUCGCUCACUUUCUUACUUUCACAUCCAAUACAGACACCAUGGCUGAGAUCCGCCGUAAGCUCGUCAUCGUCGGCGACGGUGCCUGCGGUAAAACCUGCUUGUUGAUUGUCUUCUCCAAGGGUACCUUCCCUGAGGUCUACGUUCCCACCGUUUUCGAGAACUACGUCGCCGAUGUCGAGGUUGAUGGCAAGCACGUCGAGCUGGCCCUUUGGGAUACGGCUGGCCAGGAAGAUUACGACCGUCUCCGUCCCCUUUCUUACCCCGACUCCCACGUCAUCCUGAUCUGCUUCGCCGUCGACUCCCCCGACUCCCUCGACAACGUUCAGGAGAAGUGGAUCUCCGAGGUCCUGCAUUUCUGCCAGGGUCUGCCCAUCAUUCUUGUCGGUUGCAAGAAGGAUCUCCGCUACGACUCCAAGACGAUUGAGGAGCUGCGUAAGACCAGCCAAAAGCCCGUCUCCCCUGAAGAGGGUGAGGAAGUCCGCAAGAAGAUCGGUGCCUACAAGUACCUCGAGUGCUCCGCCAAGACGAACGAGGGUGUCCGCGAGGUUUUCGAGCACGCCACGCGCGCUGCUCUGCUCUCCCGCAGCCGGAGCAGCGGCAAGAAGCACAAGUGCUUGAUGCUCUAAAUACCCAAUGGGCGAACUUCCCAAACCCUUUCUCCCUCUUCGACCACAACCCCCAUUUGUAAUCAUCAAGGUCCCAGCCUCCAUUGUCUUUUCCCAACUUUUCGGAUGAGAAAGGGUUUUUGGUGGCGGUUUGGAAGGCGGGGGCAAUAUUUGCCUGCAUAGGUUCUCGGAAUUUGGAGUUUUGCUCAACAUUGUGUCUCAUAACCCACCUGGCACCACAUCGAUCGGCGUGUCACCGUAUCUGGUUCUGCGGGGCGUCUUUUACUCAAUCCAUGUCAUUCCCUGCCGAACGGUGACUGGGAGAAGGAACAGCUAGCCACAAUCCCCACGAGAAGAAGCUGCGAGGAAAAGGAUUUCUGUCACGGAUGUCUCUCACGGUCUCGGGGGAGGAAAGGGCUUGUUGGCUGGCGCGGCCGACAGCUGCUGGGUGACGAUGGACAGUGAGUUGUUUGGUAACCUCGGGGAACGGCGGUAUGGCAACGGUCUUCAGCUGUGGAAUCGGCUCGUCUGGCUAUAGUAUUGCGACGAAUCCGGCUACAUCAUAAAUCUUGUCGUGUUAUUUUUCUCUUUUGACGCCUCGCAGCUUUAGAUGGCGGAGAUGGACAUGUGUUUCCUGGCUGCGUUUUCUUCUCUCUUGUCGAUUCUCUCAAUCCAGGUCUUUGAUAACUCAAACCGCCUCUGACCGUCCAUUGCCAUUCACGUUGAUUAUCGUGUCGCCUUGUACCCAUUGCAAAGUUGGUCCACACUGACAUCAGCUCUGACUCCUCUACAGCAUCGUCAUCGCCGUCAUUCUCACGUGUCAGGGGGUAUAGAAGAUGAGAUGAACAAUGGACAGAGGCAAGGCACCGGAUCUCGAACAGAGAGGUCGCGACACGAAAAGGUAAGGUAGCCCAGGCAACACCGGGUUAUAUCGGUGAUGUUAUUGGGAUGGAAGUCGCAGUGUGUAGUAUACUUACUAGCUCUUGCCUGGUUCUGUCUUUUACCAACAGGACGGCACAUGACGGUAACGAGUUUCUAAACAUAGGCGACUUUAAAAUGUAUAGGUGAAUGAUUUUAGGGUAGCCGUUGCUUUCAGAGUUGGGUAGCGGUGUCACGUUGAUUACGCUGCCCCGCCUCUGGUGAAGGGGAUGGCCCUGUUUGGUUUGUGGACGAGAGGGGACUAUGCGAUGCUACGGGAACGCGUACAUGGGCAUGUAUAGCGUUUGAAUUCUCAAAGGGGG